Fomitiporia mediterranea MF3/22 is the source of this 882-nucleotide messenger RNA. RefSeq lists its product as uncharacterized. The transcript is spliced from 6 exons. NCBI's taxonomy places the organism in Eukaryota, Fungi, Basidiomycota, Agaricomycetes, Hymenochaetales, Hymenochaetaceae. The coding region runs from base 1 to 882 and encodes 293 amino acids. The record is from RefSeq and is a predicted model, not a curated record.
AUGGACGCUGGCUACGAAGGUGUGUACAGGAUUCAUGCUUAUCUAUCCGUCGCCCAGGUCCCGUGGGAGAAGCAAGCCCCGACGCUGUGCAGAGCAGGGGCGGAUAUGGAUGCGGAAUGGAAUCAAGCACCAUCACGCCAAUUCAUAGUUACAGUAAUAGAAGCUCUAUCACCGGGACGUUCCCAACUUCCACUGAUCUGCAACUCCCGUCUGGAACCACUUGGCUUUCCUGCAGCAAUUGAUCAUUCACACGACGAGCGGCGUCAUCCCAUCAUGAUCACUGACGACCGUCGGACCAGCGGUUUAGUGUCUUCGUCCCCGAAUCUUGAUAGACAUUCCAAGGAUAACCUCCAUUCACUGAAGCCUCCGCUUGUGAGGCGAUCAAAUGCAUCGCCAUACACUCGUUAUGCGAGCAAUGACAUUUGUAUACGGGAUGUUCCUGCAAACCCACAAUGGAAUGGUUAUCAAUGCCGAGCGCUUUCUUCCCUUCUAAAGAAACCAGCUUCUGCAGCCGUGUAUCACGCUAAAACCGGGUCCGGUGAAGGUACAAGUUUAGAUGUACGGAAGAACAGGGCCGUGGACGGAGCUUGCUUUUGCAAAUGCUUGUUUACUGAAACCAGAAAUUAUACCGGAAAGCAAGCUGUGCAAUUGUUGAUGCUGGCUAUUCUUCGCUCCAUUCGAACGAUAGCGCCGAUGAGGGGAUCUGAAAAUUCCGGAGGUUGUAAAGCUGUAUUGGAAUAUGAUUGGGGACAAUCAAGGCUCGCACUUCCGGAUUCUCCGUGGAAAUGGACUUUUGUCUUCCAAUUCCCAUCGCCUUCAUGCGAAUAUAAAUCUCCUGUCAUGGUGGAGGUCGACGCUCAGGACAGUUUCAAUCGAGACUAG